Messenger RNA from Chiloscyllium plagiosum (whitespotted bambooshark), 3571 nucleotides. It is a transcript of the gene kif20a, whose product is annotated as kinesin family member 20A. Gene Ontology annotation, biological process: mitotic spindle assembly; microtubule-based movement; spindle elongation. Gene Ontology annotation, molecular function: microtubule binding; ATP binding; plus-end-directed microtubule motor activity. Gene Ontology annotation, cellular component: spindle microtubule; mitotic spindle; nucleus. The record is from RefSeq and is a predicted model, not a curated record. Lineage: Eukaryota; Metazoa; Chordata; Chondrichthyes; Orectolobiformes; Hemiscylliidae.
CCUUCCCCCGUUGAUCCCGAAGCCCAGCCCCGCCCCUCAGGGUGCGCAUGCGGAGUGAGGUCACUGGAACGUGGACGGCCGUUGGACGGGAUCGGCGGCGCGCUAUUUGAAAACAAAGGAGUCGUUGGCGUGUGGCGCGCAGGGUCGGGUGUAGCUGGAAACGCGUUCUUGUCCGGUCUGUGGCAGCCUGUGUGGGACCCUCAUCGCUUCUUGCUUGUACCAUCUCAUCCGACCUCAGGGACAAGGCUAUAAAGGAAAGCAAAUGGCAACAGGACUAAUUUCUCCAAAUGUACUUUCCGAUGAUGAUGAGGUUGGCGUUUGGGAAUCAACUGCUGUUGAUACGUUAAAUGGGGCCAUUGUGAAAAAACAAUUGUUGCCAGAACUCUCUGCCAUUUCACCUGGCACCAUCACACCAAAAAGCGAUGAUGCAGGGCGAGCCCCUGUAGAGAUGGUUCCAGAAGAUAGAGUGAAGGUUUAUCUCCGGGUUAGACCAUUCACAGAGUCUGAGCUCGAGAAAGGAGAAUCGCAGGAUUGUGUUCUCAUUGAGGGUUUCGAAACGCUUUUACUGCGAGCUCCCAAAGACUCAUUCGCCAUGCGGAGCUCAGAGCGAGGAAUUGGCCAGGCUGUACAUAAAUUCACCUUCUCUCAGAUAUUUCCCCCUGAGACAAACCAGAAAAUAGUCUUUGAUGUUGUCAUGAAGAACUUGGUAAAGGAAGCACUGGAGGGACAGAAUCGUUUGGUUUAUACCUAUGGUGUAACAAACUCUGGCAAAACAUAUACCAUUCAAGGCAGUAGGCGUGAGAAUGGAAUACUCCCUCGAUCGUUGGCCAUGGUAUUCAACAGCAUCCAGGGAAAACUAUAUCCCAGGAUGGACCUGAAGCCUAACCUGUGUAAUGAUGUAAUUAAGCUGGAUAACAAGAUGGUGAGACAAGAAGAGCUGAAAAAAGUUUCAUUACUUGGUGGUGCCAGAGAGGAGGAUCUGCACACUCCAAUGAAGAAGAACAUGAGCACAGAGUUUACACUGAGGGCAGCUCUCAGCUGUGAUUCUGAUAGUGGCAUUGGGGGCAUGUCCUCUGCCAGUAAUUUGGAAGAGUCUGCAUCCCGCUGGGCUGAUCAUGAUACAGUUAUUCUUCGUCAGGAGCAGAAUAAACACUAUUCUAUUUGGGUCUCCUUCUUUGAGAUUUACAAUGAGCUCAUCUAUGACUUGCUGGACACUAGUCCCACUGUGAAUGGCAAACGACAAACCUUAAAGCUAUGUGAGGAUAAGAAUGGAAAUAGCUAUGUAAAAGAUCUCACCUGGAUCAAUGUGAUGGAUGCAGAAGAAGCCUGGAAAAUACUGAAAGUUGGGCGUAAAAACCAAAGCAUAUCCAGCACGCACAUAAACCUAAACUCCAGCAGGAGCCACAGUAUCUUCUCCAUUCGGAUCCUGCACGUGUCUGAAGAUUGGAAGGCUGUUCUUAAAACCAGCGAAUUAAUUUUGUGUGACCUGGCGGGUUCAGAGCGCUGCAAAGAACAGAAAUGUGGUGACAGGAUGAAGGAGGCAACUAAUAUUAACACUUCUCUGCACACACUAGGCAGAUGCAUCCGUGCCCUUCGCCAGAACCAGCAUAACAAGUCAAAGCCUAAUGUGGUGCCUUUCCGGGAUAGUAAAUUGACUCGUGUGUUCCAGGGGUUUUUUUCUAACCACGGGAUGUCUUGUAUGAUUGUGAACAUUAACCAGUGUGCAUCCAUGUAUGACGAAACCUUGCAGGUCAUGAAAUUUUCUGCUGUUGCUAGCCAGCUGAUACAAGCACCUUCAUCCAAGCUGUUUCCUUCCUUCCGCUCACUACUGCGUGAACAUGAUGGCUGGAAUAACUGCAAUGCUCAAACACCUCUUGAAGAACAGGAGGAAUUAGAUGAAGAGGAUGACAGUGAAGAUGAGACUGAUAUCAGUACGCUGGAUAAGGAGUCAUUGCAGAAAAUUAUUGAGAGCCUGCAGCAACACCUGAUUAAGGAGAAGCAAGACAAGCUGAUAAUGGAGAGCGAAAUCAGGCAAAGUGUUGUCAGUGAGAUGAUGGAACAAUACAACAUCAUGGAAAGACACUGGAGAGAGCAGCUUGAGGAGCAAAAGGAUCGCUUAGAAGAUGCCUUUGAAGCAAAGAUGAAAAACUACCAAGAAUAUGUGAAAAUCUAUUAUCAGUUAUCCUCUGAAGAGGUUUCCGAUGAUUCUGGUGAUGAAAUGAGUGAGGGUAAAGCAAUGUCACAGAAAAUCAGAGAACUAGAAGCAACUAUACAUCAGUUGAAGGCAGAGAGGAAGUCUACCAGCCAGUCAACAAGGCAAUCUACUCGCUUGGCCAAUACGAAGCUCACUGAUGAACUGCACAAUCUCAAACUGGAACUGGCAAAUGUGAAAACUGAGCUGGAGCAAAGCAAAGCACAGGCAGCAUUCAGUGCAGAAGAGUUGAAGCGAUACAAGGACAUGAUUGAGCUUCCAGCUGGAAUGAAACAUCUCACUGUUGAUGCUGACCGGAAGAUAGAAGCAGGGCAGAGAAAUGCAAAGCUGCUGCAGAAUGAGCUGCAGAAAAUAGGCCAGGCUUUGCAGAUAUCAGAAAGAGCAUGUUGUCAUAACACUGCAGCUGAAAACCUACGGCGCACUCUAGCCAAAUGUGAAGACCUAAUAGUAAAACAGGAUCAAACGUUGGCAGAUCUGCAGAAGCUGCUUAUUUUGGUAAAGUUGGAUCUGAAGAAAAAAAACGCAUGCAUCGCGGAGCAGUACCAUACAGUCCGCCAACUUCAGGCAGGUCCCGGCUGCAAUAAACGACGCUGUGCUGGCAAUAUUGAAAAUCAGCCACCUCCAGGGAAAAAGCCAUUUCUAACUGGUCUCUUGACCCCACUGAGGCUUGCCCAACAGCAGGGAGGUAGCACUCCCUCCAGUUAUAUUUUGCGAUCUCGGGCCAGAAUGGAUAAGGCAUUGCAUCUCUCUAGUGCAAAAUAUCAAUAAACGAUUAAGCCUUGGGGGUUUUGUAGAUAAUUUUUUUUAUUUUUAAAAUGCAUUUGGAAAUUAGGUUAAAUCUAAAAAAAUUACAUGACAACUUCAGUGUUUUGCUCUUUUUUUAAUAACCCUUUAAUUCUUCUGCAAAGAUUUGUAUGAAAUUAGGAACAGUACAUUUGGGAGAUUUGUGCCAGAAGUUAUGAUGUGUGCUUACUUUUGUAAGUAUUUUGUAUAUUAUGUUGCUCAGAAUCCAGUUUUCAAACUUUGGCCAGUAUUUGUUCAGAUAUGGUUUGGAGUUCUGCUCCACAAGUUAAUGAAUAAGGAAUUAUCUUAAUGUUAGAUUUUUUUUUUUAAACAGGGGUGGUGUAUAGAGAUUAUCUUCAAAUAUUCUGACAGAUUAAGGUUACUAUUUUUAAGUAUUAAGAUUUAGAAUUUUUUCUUUUUGCCCUGACGUUUUUGUACAGAUUGAGGGCUUUGAAUAGAUAAAACUUUCCCUCUGUAUUAUGUUAUAUCUGCUUUGUGGAAAUAAGUAAGCUCGUUAACCCUAUUUCCUUAAGCUUGUAUAAUUGCUACUAUGAGUAUAACUAACCAAACUUUCAA